Manis pentadactyla (Chinese pangolin) is the source of this 2356-nucleotide messenger RNA. It is a transcript of the gene AKR1D1, whose product is annotated as aldo-keto reductase family 1 member D1. The record is from RefSeq and is a predicted model, not a curated record. Gene Ontology annotation, molecular function: ketosteroid monooxygenase activity; aldose reductase (NADPH) activity; steroid dehydrogenase activity. Gene Ontology annotation, cellular component: cytosol. Gene Ontology annotation, biological process: bile acid biosynthetic process. Lineage: Eukaryota; Metazoa; Chordata; Mammalia; Pholidota; Manidae. Bases 79 to 1059 code for a protein of 326 amino acids. The transcript is spliced from 9 exons.
UUAAGUAGACUUUUUCAAAAAGAUUCCUGCAGUAUUCUGAGGCACUCCCAGAAGGUGAAACCCCAGACGCUUCCCAAGAUGUACCUCAGUGCUGCAAAUCACCGCUUACCUCUGCAUGAUGGAAAUAGCAUUCCUAUCAUUGGACUUGGAACUUACUCAGAACCUAAACUGACCCCUAAGGGGACCUGUAAGAAGUCAGUGAAGGCUGCCAUCGACAUAGGGUACCGGCACAUUGACGGGGCCUACCUUUACCAAAACGAGCAUGAAGUUGGCGAGGCCAUCAGGGAGAAGAUUGCGGAAGGAAAGUUGCAGAGAAAGGAUAUUUUCUACUGUGGAAAGCUGUGGGCUACAAAUCAUGACCCAGAGAUGGUCCGCCCAACCCUGGAAAGGACACUCAAGGUCCUCCAGCUAGAUUAUAUAGAUCUUUACAUCAUUGAAAUACCCAUGGCUUUUAAGCCUGGAGAUGAACCAUAUCCUAAAGAUGAGAAUGGCAAAUGGAUAUAUCACAAGUCAAAUCUAUGUGCCACUUGGGAGGCUUUGGAAGCUUGCAAAGAUGCUGGCUUGGUGAAAUCCCUUGGAGUAUCCAAUUUUAACCGCAGGCAGUUGGAGCUCAUCCUGAACAAACCAGGACUCAAACAUAAGCCAGUCAGCAACCAGGUUGAGUGCCAUCCAUACUUUUCACAGCCAAAACUCCUGAAAUUUUGCCAACAACAUGACAUUAUCAUGAUUGCACAUAGUCCUUUGGGGACCUGUAGGAAUCCAGCCUGGGUGAAUGUAUCUUCCCCACCUUUGUUAAAGGAUGAACUUCUAAAUUCACUGGGAGAAAAGUACAAGAAGACAGCCGCUCAAGUUGCUUUGCGUUUCAACAUACAGCGAGGAGUAGUUGUCAUUCCUAAAAGCUUUGACCCUGAACGGAUCAAAGAAAACUUUCAGAUCUUUGACUUUUUUCUCACUGAAGAGGAAAUGAAGGAUAUUGAAGUCUUGAAUAAAAAUGUCCGCUUUGUGGAACUACUCAUGUGGAGUGAUCAUCCAGAAUACCCAUUUCAUGAUGAGUAUUGACCUUGGAGUGCUCCUGAACCGACCCUUUCACCCCAUGUGUGCCAAGGCCUUGGGUUGGGUGGAUCCCCCAGAUUUAGAAUCGGGACAGGUUUCACUAUCCUCACAUGAAGUGGUAAUAGAAACACACUUGAAUAACUUUUGUGUAAUGUACUGACUGAGCACAGUUGAUGAAAAAAAUGUUUAAAUCUGUUGAAAUAAUUGUAAAUUAUCAGCUAAUAUCUUUAAAUCAAUGUCUCCUGGGUUCUAAAAAAAAUUAGGCUCUAGUGAAGACUUCACAGGCAACACUUGAAGACAAAUAACUCGCGAAUCUAGGUACAACCAUUAGCAGUCUGAGUUCUUUACCAGGUAGCAGGGCAACAGAGAGUGAAGGGCCGACACGUGCCAGGGUGCUGUAGGUAAUGGCCAGGAGGUUUAGACCAUUGACUGUAACACAGACACAGCCAAGGUAAGAUCCAUACAUGCAUUACUAACAAGAAAGUGAUUCCUACACCUUGAGUAGAGAGAGGGCUAAAUGUGGAAAAGUCUUUAAAUAGAGCUAACUAAACCACAGUGGUCAGCAAAGCCAGAAUGGUUUGUCUGUUGUUUGUUUUCAUCCAGUGUUUGUUUAGCUUUCACCCAGCUUGAGGGAUGGUAAUUGCUAGUUUCCUCCAGUGUGCUUUAAGGACCCUGAGCUUCAGCAUAACUGGUAGUCCACACAUACACUGCCAUUCACUGCUGCCCCCAUUCAUCAUACAACCAUCAUUAGGCAAACGGCCUCAAGACAACCAACAUACACCAAUAAAAUCCUGUAUCAUAAAAUAGUCCAAUGAUGACUAUUUUAAAGAAGGCAUUUCAAAAAGAGGUUUUAGGAAACAUUGAAAAAAGAGACUUUACAUAAUUAUUAUGCUUAAGACUUUGUGUUACUGGGAUACUAUGUGAAUUUUGAGAAAGUAGCCUGUUCAAAAGAACCCUGGCAAUUUUACUAUAUGUAAAUAUUUUAAGUGAAUAGGAAAAUUAUUAGAAUUCUGCAAUAGCAAUGCACUUGUUUUCAGUUACACUAGAGCAAUUUAUUUCAGUCAUUCGUAUCAGGUCACACUCAUGGGGCAAAAGGGCUCUUCAAAAAUUGUCUUUCCAAGAUCAAUUGCUUACAGAUACUCUUCAAUGAUCUGAACACACGCAUUUCUGAUAAACUGUUACUUUAAAAAAUGUUGAUCUCUACUUAUUGUUUCUACUGAUUCCAAUAUUAAUACACAUAAUGCUGUCCUCUGAAAAUGUUGUUUGCAAGAAAUAAUAAAAUGUGAUGAUCUGUUCCACCAUA